This is a messenger RNA of Drosophila obscura, 3453 nucleotides long. Its product is annotated as potassium voltage-gated channel protein Shaw. Gene Ontology annotation, biological process: potassium ion transmembrane transport; protein homooligomerization. The record is from RefSeq and is a predicted model, not a curated record. The transcript is spliced from 11 exons. The coding region runs from base 321 to 2837 and encodes 838 amino acids. NCBI's taxonomy places the organism in Eukaryota, Metazoa, Arthropoda, Insecta, Diptera, Drosophilidae. Gene Ontology annotation, molecular function: delayed rectifier potassium channel activity; protein binding. Gene Ontology annotation, cellular component: voltage-gated potassium channel complex; dendrite membrane; axon.
CGUGCGGCAAGAACCUGCCACAACUUCGGACCCUGUGUAGGAGCAGCAACGCGUUAUCCUCAUCGCCAACUGAAUGAUGGACUGGCGGCAGGCAAAGCUGAGAAUGUGCUAAUACGAGAAAGAGGCCCCUGGUCCAAGUGUGCCCGUCUCCGUGUCCUUUGCGAGGGACGAGUGCGUGCGUGCGUGCGGUGUGUAAAUGUGCGAGACAGUGUCCUGCGGCGGACCAGCAGCUUGGUUGCUCCUCCUGCCAAGUGUUUAACAAGGCCUCAAAGAAUUACUUUGGGCAUGCGGCUGCUGCAGCCACAACUGUUGCAUGCAACAUGGAUGGCGAAAAUCGGAUUAUACUCAAUGUGGGCGGCAUAAGAUAUGAAACCUACAAGGCAACGCUCAAGAAAAUCCCCGCAACACGCCUCUCCCGACUGACCGAAGCGCUGGCCAACUACGAUCCGGUGCUCAAUGAAUACUUCUUCGAUCGCCAUCCCGGUGUGUUCACCCAAAUCCUCAACUAUUACAGAACUGGAAAGCUGCACUAUCCAACCGAUGUGUGUGGCCCUUUAUUCGAGGAGGAGCUGGAGUUUUGGGGCCUCGACUCGAAUCAGGUAGAGCCCUGCUGCUGGUCCACCUACAGCAUACAUCGCGAUACGCAAAACACCUUAGCCAUAUUAGAUAAGCUAGAUAUUGAAAAUGAAAAGCCCACGGAGGAGCAGAUAGCCCGUCUAUUUGGCUUUGAGGAGGCAUUGAGCAACGGCGAGCUUAACUGCUGGCAACGGCUGAAACCCAAGAUCUGGGCCAUGUUCGAUGAGCCCUCAAGUUCCACAGGGGCGAAGAUCGUUGCUGGCAUGUCGGUUUUCUUUAUAUUUGUUUCUGUGAUAUCAUUCUGUCUGAAGACCCAUCCCGGCUUCCGUGUCGAUCUGCCCGUCACUCACAAUGGACACAGUGGUGGUCCUGGUGGUGGCCCUGGUGGCGGCGGCACCCAUCCGCAUGGCCAUGACCCACUGGGCGAACCGCCGCCACAGACGACGCAUCAGUAUCAUCAGCAUAGCAUUACGCCGCCCAGCGGCAGCAUUGGGCCCACCUUUCGUGUCACGAACUACACCAGCUACAGCAGCGGCAACUUCACGGCCGCCCAGGCCACGCCCAUAGCCAGCAUCAAGGGCGGCCAGCGGCAGCGCCUGAAACGAGACCUCAACGGGAGUGCCAUAAAUGAGUUUAUCGGGGAUCAGCUGCUGGGCAACAAUGGCCGAAGGCAGCACGGUUGGGUCGAGACCUACGGCCAGCCCCAUGAGGCCUUCUUCUACGUGGAAUUGGUGUGCAAUGUGUGGUUCUUCAUUGAGGUGCUCAUUCGAUUGAUUGUGUCGCCGAAUCUGUGGCAGUUCAUCAAAUCGCCAGUGAACAUCAUUGACUUUACGGCCACGCUGAGUUUCUACACGGACGUGAUGCAGCGCAUGGGCGAGUACACGGGCCUCCUGGAGGCCUUCUCCAUCGUGCGGAUAAUGCGAUUGUUCAAACUGACGCGCCACUCGCCCGGAUUGCGCAUUCUCAUCCACACGUUCAAGGCCUCCGCCAAGGAGCUAACGCUGCUCGUCUUCUUCCUCGUCCUGGGCAUCGUGUUCUUUGCCAGUCUCGCGUACUAUGCCGAGAAGCUGCAGGACAACCCGGACAACCAGUUCAAGAGCAUCCCAUUGGGCCUGUGGUGGGCGAUUGUGACCAUGACCACCGUCGGCUAUGGCGAUGUGGCGCCCAAAACCUAUCCGGGAAUGUUUGUGGGCGCCCUGUGCGCCCUCGCUGGUGUCCUGACCAUCGCCCUGCCCGUACCUGUUAUCGUUAGCAACUUCUCCAUGUUCUAUUCCCACACACAGGCCCGCUCCAAGCUGCCCAAGAAGCGGCGUCGUGUCCUGCCCGUGGAGCAGCCGCGUCGCAAGCGGGAGCCAACAGCCCCGCAUCGCGGACGGACGAACGCCAUUAAGCAAACGCCGCCCACUGUGCCGGGAAUGAUGGGUGGCGGAGGUCCCCCGCCUGGCGGUGGGUUAGGAGGCAUGGGCCAUGCUGCGGGCCACCCAGCGGCGGCAGCGCCCAUGUUCAAGGAUGCAUUCGGUGGUGCUAAAAUUGCGGACUAUUUGAGCGUUCCGGCGGUGCAGAGCCUGCAGCCCAGAGCGGCGACGACUGGCCACGACUUUAUGCUGCCGCUCCAGCCGAAACUUCUGGGGCCCCUCGAGCGCAAGGAUCAGCAUCCACUACAGCUCACUGCCCACAAUCUGGUCUCGGACACCCACCAGCUGAUGUACACCGGCCACGCCCAUCAGCAUGCCCAGAAGACGGGUGCCACCGUGCUGAGUGUCCCGCCCACGCUGAGCAUGACCCACAGCCAGAUGCCGCCCGGAAUGGCCAGCAUGGGCCAGCGCACACCGAAUCUCAGCUACAGGGCCUCCCAUGCGCCGCCAGGAGCGCCCCCGUCGAUGACGAUUCAACAGCCGAUUCCCCAUCCCCACCAGCCGCUGCCAAUGUCCGGCUGUCACGCCUCGACCAACUGCAACAUCAAGAUAUCCGUGGCCACUGAGCCUGGUGGCUGCCUCGAGGAUCUGCGAGCGCCCAAGGUCACGCUGCUGGACGAUCUCAGCGACGAUGUGAACUCCUCCACCGACGACUGUGGCGACUGUUGUCUGGUGGAAGACAGCGACACGUACGAGGCGGCUGCCAAUAACGGACUGUGCGGCAAACGGAACAGCGAUUCGGUGGGCAUCAUCGAUGGCCUGGAGGACGAUGGUGAGGACAGCGGCGGCGUCGGUGGUGACAGCGGCGAUAGCAUGGGCGGGAUCUACAUGGGACCCACACAUUGAUGGCCAACGAUUCGAUGGGAUUUUCCUCAGUAAAACUAGUGCUCAAAGCUGCUCAAACUAUGCUCAAAAAGCUGCAGAAAAAAAAUAAUAGUGAGUGUUGUAAAAUGUAUGAAAAUAAGUACGAGAAUGUGUAGUGCCAGUGUUGCUAAACGAGGACACAGUGAGGUCAAAAACUGUUCUGUAACUGAAGGAUAUCUUGAGCUUCUGUGCUGCAACCUUAGCUGAAUUUGUGUGCAAAUGAUUUGGCUUAUAAGUGACUAAAAAUGCUGCUCAAACUAUAAGUUUUAUGUACAAUUUUCGGCCAAGAACUGACAGUGCUGUAAAACGUUAACAGAUGUUAGUUGAAUGAGUGUGUGCAGCUGUACCAGAAUAUAAGUGAGAGCCUCUUAAUGUUCUUUAAGCUGACGAAGUACUUAACUUUUAAUUCUAAGGAAUAACACUGCCUCACCCUACCACACAGCUUUCAGAACAUCUUUCCGAAAGAGAAACUGCUGUAGUUUUGUGUAAGCGUACGAGUAGGCCCCACAUUUACACCCGACCCGUCUCAUUUAUCAAGAAUUUUAAUCAAUCUUUGCUUUUACAACUCCGGGGAUAUCGCCCCGUUUGGUCUACGUCC